AUGCUGAAUAUAGAGCCCUCAAUCUCAACGACAUCGACAACCGCCUCGAGAGAGGACUCGAAGAUCCAUCCUCACUUUAUGGCACCACAUACGAGAAACUCUUCUGGAAAAUCCCGAUUCCGAGAAGCUAUGAGUCCGCCCGCACAGCCGCGGGAUUCAAACGAAAGAGAGCAAACGAAGAAGACGAAGAGCUGGGAAACAAUCGAAUCAGAGAUGCAGGCCAUGGCGAACAAAGGGAUCUUCAAUAGACCGAGAUUUCCAAUCAUAAACCCAGUAAACAUUCACAACGAUCCAAUCACCGGCCCAAAAUCCUUACCUGAAUGGAGAGUCUACGAGACAGAUCUGCUUCACAGAGUCAUAAAAGUCCUUAAUAACGAGAUCAAGCCCGACUGGAGGGACCUGGCGCUCAAAAAAGAAUCCGAUUUCAUCGCCGGCCAAUGGACCCACAACAAAGAUAACUGGAGAGUCCUAAUCCAUCAGAUGCCCGAGAAAGUGAAGCCUUUUAUCUACCACUUCGUCCACGCAGGAGCAGACCUAUUUUUGAAUCUCAAAAGAAUACCGCCGAAGAAGCCAGUCAAAUUUUAG
Molecule: messenger RNA, 585 nt
Organism: Oikopleura dioica
Lineage: Eukaryota; Metazoa; Chordata; Appendicularia; Copelata; Oikopleuridae
Source: the annotation of a GenBank genome assembly